Physella acuta is the source of this 3159-nucleotide messenger RNA. RefSeq names its product complement C3. The record is from RefSeq and is a predicted model, not a curated record. Lineage: Eukaryota; Metazoa; Mollusca; Gastropoda; Physidae. Gene Ontology annotation, molecular function: endopeptidase inhibitor activity.
GGCUUCAAGUUUGCCAGUUCUUCAUGCACUCAGGUUAACACAGGGCUUCAACAUCGCGUCAUUAACUGUUUCAUUCUGUUAGAUAGCGUCUUCUGACCGGAGAGGUUUUGGUUGAAAAAAUUGGUCGUGAUCUCUAUCAGCUGGAGCUAGGGUUAAGAUUAAAUUCGGGCUGUGGAUUUAUGGUUCAACUAAACUGAUCAGGAUUUAUGGUUCAACUAAACUGAUCAGGAUUUAUGGUUCAACUAAACUGAUCAGGAUUUAUGGUUCAACUAAACUGAUCAGGAUUUAUGGUUCAACUAAACUGAUCAGGAUUUAUGGUUCAACUAAACUGAUCAGGAUUUAUGGUUCAACUAAACUGAUCAGGAUUUAUGGUUCAACUAAACUGAUCAGGAUUUAUGGUUCAACUAAACUGAUCAGGAUUUAUGGCUCAACUAAACUGAUCAGGAUUUAUGGCUCAACUAAACUGAUCAGGAUUUAUGGUUCAACUAAACUGAUCAGGAUUUAUGGCUCAACUAAACUGAUCAGGAUUUAUGGUUCAACUAAACUGAUCAGGAUUUAUGGUUCAACUAAACUGAUCAGGAUUUAUGGCUCAACUAAACUGAUCAGGAUUUAUGGUUCAACUAAACUGAUCAGGAUUUAUGGUUCAACUAAACUGAUCAGGAUUUAUGGUUCAACUAAACUGAUCAGGAUUUGUGGUUCAACUAAACUGAUCAGGAUUUAUGGUUCAACUAAACUGAUCAGGAUUUAUGGUUCAACUAAACUGAUUGCCCGCUGUGACCUUUCGUCUGGUCGGUUUUUUCACCGUGACCAGUGAAGUGUGUAGUGACGUCACGUGGCUUUUGUUGACCGCAACAUUAGUGAACUGGACCGUCAGGGUGAAGGUCGACAAAAGUAACUGAUGGCUGUAGACACACUCGCAGUAGUAUAAAGAAAUUAUACCGAGGCUGGUGUAGACACAUCACUUCUAGCGAGGCUGGUGUAGACACAUCACUUCUAGCGAGGCUGGUGUAGACACAUCACUUCUAGCGAGGCUGGUGUAGACACAUCACUUCUAGCGAGGCUGGUGUAGACACAUCACUUCUAGCGAGGCUGGUGUAGACACAUCACUUCUAGCGAGGAUGGAGGUGUGGCCACAUCCACACAAAAAACCAGCCAUGUUCCUCCACACUGCCACAAUUGUCCUCUGUGUUUUCUUUAAAUUCUCUCUCAGCACUAAGUUUCUACUGACGGUACCAAAAGAAGCCAGCUAUGACAUGGACUACACGGCUGUCGUCACAGCAUUUGACCACACCCCUGGGGAGAGGGAGACAGUAGAGUUGACGUAUAGAGGCAGAAAAGAUUCCAGUCGACUUCUCAACUCAACGAUAUUUUAUUUUGAUGCAGAUGGCAGCCAGAACUGGACAGUUGUGUUUCCAUGGCAACACAUGCAGGAACUGGGUGAGACCGGGCUCAAGAUCAGUUUGUCCAGCAAGGAGCAGGGCAAGUCUUGUCUGGUCAACUUCCGUCAGUCACACGGCCACAUCUUCAUUCAGACAGACAAGCCAAUCUACACACCUAGACAGACAGUCAAAUUUAGAAUCAUUGCUGUUGAUGACAGUCAAAGACUUGCCAAAUAUCCUGUCAAAGUUGACAUCAAGGAUGUCAACCACAUAACUGUAGACAGAAUCAGAUAUUCAGCAGAAGAGGCUUUUAAAGGCCAAGAGUUUGAGUUGCCAAAGGAGACCAAAUCUGGCCAGUGGUCUAUUUCUGCUAGCUUCGAAGGACCGGACAAUAUUGCAAGUACUACUCAGACAGUGAACUUUGAAGUUAGAGAGUAUGUCCUCCCCAGAUUUUCAGCCCAACUCCACAUUGACAACAGCGUCAUCACAAGAGAUUUGAAUUGGCUCGGACUCAAUGUUACAGCCAGGUAUGUCCAUGGGAAGCCUGUGUUUGGAGCUGCUAGUAUACAGCUUGGCAUCUGGACGCCUAGCCUAGGCACCAGACUUCUGCCUGGAGCAUCUUAUUUCAACAUGCUAAAAGAUGGCUACUACACAAAAUAUGUUCGGCUGGGCAGUGUGCUGCCAUCUUUCAUCACGUACGACGGGACAGAGAAACUUUACGUCAAUGUGAACGUGACAGAGAGUGCCACACUCGAGAACUUCACAAUAGUUGACACCUCCACCUUCAUUGCUCACCCGUACUACAUUGUCAGCUUCACACAGUCCAAAAAGUUUUUCAAGCCAGGUUUCCCAUACACAUUCCAGGUCCAGGUCAAUGCCCAGAGUGGUCCUCCCGCCUCCAAGGUCAUGCUGUAUGUCAAGGUCAAGUACCUUGAUGCUGAGAAUAAUGUCAUCCAAAGGUUGGGUGAUACCCAUUUUCUAGAUGAGGUUGGUGCUCUAAGUAUAUCAUUCAACACACCAGACACAGCUGAACGGAUCCAGUUUGAUGCCAUUGUGCUGGACAUGUACAAGGUGGGUUUCAAGGAGUUCAAGUUUGAGGUCAACAGGUUCAAUUCUGUCAACAGACGUUACAUCCAUGUGCAGCUUGAAGCCAAUGUUCAGAAAAACAAAGAUGGUGUCAUCCUCCUGCAGUACACAAAAGCUGAGACCAACCAGUGGGCCAACCUGGACUGGAUAACUGUCUAUGUAUUGGCCAAAGGUCAGAUCAUCUACACAACAACAGUUGUGAGAAACACGGAUGGAAAAUCCAGCGUCCAUCUGCCCAAAGUCCUGUAUCCAGAAGUAUCCCCCAACAUGCGGAUUGUUGCCUUGUAUUUGUUCAGAGAGGAGCUGGUCAUAGACUCCCUGUUUGUAGAUACACCAGACUACUGUCUGCAGGAGGUGAGCCUCAGUGUCCCCCCCUCACAAGCCCAGCUGGUGAGCAGACCAAAAGACAACUUCAAGUUUACAAUCUCUGGCCAGAGGUCCAUGCGAGUGGGACUUGUAGCCGUGGACAAAGCUGUUUUUUUACUCAAUGAUAAACAGACUUUAACUCGACCUUGGAUGUUCCAUCAAUUGGCCAGUCGUGACCAGGGCAAGGACAGCGGUGAUGGCAAGACAACUGAGGAGAUUUUUUUGAACUCUGGGCUCCAACAGCUGAUGAUAGACAACAACGACCUGCCUCCAACAACCAGCCGCGUCUUGUCUGAGGCAUUCUUUGAUGAAGUAGUCUUGACUGAUG